UAUGUUUUAGAUACCACUACAUCCAUGGAUACAAUUCGCUUGAAUAACACUACGUAUCUGUAGCAGUCACACAAUCUUAUCGCAUGUGAAAGCAAGCAAACGUUGGUCACUUACACUUAACGACUUCUUAAGGGACUGGAGAGAUCCCCACGGUAGAGUCCAAAACCAGAGAGGCUGCUCUCGUGACAAUGAGACCCUCCCCUCGUUUGCUCCUGGCGUCGGCCAUGGCCUCCGUGAAGGUCAUGUCGCCGGGCCCGAUGGCUCUCCUUCCGCCGAUUUACCUGUACCGCCGCAUCCUCCGGGCCCAUAGGAAACACCUCCCGUCGGAAAUGCGACUUCUUGGCGACGAAUACGUUAAGGCAGAGUUCAGGGCCCAUCGAACAGUCGAAAACCCAGUUCACUUGAUCGGGUUCCUCACGGAAUGGCAGCUCUAUGCCCAAAAGAUCGAAGGAGAUUCGUGGGCAGGUGAGAAGCUUGACCCGGGAAAGGUUGAGAAGAUGAGUGAUGAGCAACUUGCACAGCUGUACGAGCUGAUGAAGGCAAUACAAAAAAGCGGAACGGAAGGCCAGAACUCAGGGUCAUGACCAGACGGCUGGAUGAGAAGAUGCAUCAUGCUCAGUGAAUUGAGACAUGGAGGCCACAUGUAAUGGUGCUUAAGGCACGAUCCAGCUGUAUUUCGCCACUAGUUGGUUCGGAGACGAACUUAACCAGGUCGUUGGCA
Molecule: messenger RNA, 721 nt
Organism: Chaetomium strumarium
Lineage: Eukaryota; Fungi; Ascomycota; Sordariomycetes; Sordariales; Chaetomiaceae
Exons: 3
Coding region: 189-584 (131 amino acids)
Biological process (GO): succinate metabolic process; mitochondrial respiratory chain complex II assembly
Cellular component (GO): mitochondrion; mitochondrial intermembrane space
Source: RefSeq, a predicted model, not a curated record